Molecule: messenger RNA, 2814 nt
Organism: Pistacia vera
Lineage: Eukaryota; Viridiplantae; Streptophyta; Magnoliopsida; Sapindales; Anacardiaceae
Exons: 6
Coding region: 144-2726 (860 amino acids)
Source: RefSeq, a predicted model, not a curated record
CACUUUCUUGCUUGGUUUCCCUUUAAUGGCAAAGUUUUAGAGAGAAAACAAGACAAGAGAAGUGGGCAUCUGAAAUUUAUUAUGUGGGGAGGAGAGGGGACAAAGACUACUGCUUUAGUUUUCGGCUUUGUCUUCUGGAGAUCAUGAACCCAGCUCAAGUUAAAAGGUUUGAUGCUGUAAGCAUGGAGAAGCUUUCGCCUAAGAGCCCCGUGAUCUAUGAGAAAUACAAAUCUGGCUGCGCAUGGUGUUUGAUUGGUUUAUGUGACUUUAGCCAAGGUCAUUCCAACAAGAAGCUGAUUUCUAAUCGAGGACGACCCAAUUCAAAUGUUGCAGAUAUAAUAAGGGAAGAAGAGAAGAUUACUACAAGUAGAGAAAAUGGCUUAGCAAAGAACCAUAGAAGAAAGGCAAACAAGACUUUUAAGAGACAUGGUUGCAAGGACGUAUCAACUGUGGUACAUACACAACCUUCUAAUGAAAAUUUGGUGGGCAUGCCUUCGAAAAGGUUUAAUGGAGCAGCAUCGAUUGAAACAUCCUGCAAUGAGGGGCAUCCUAAAAGUGGAAAAGUUUUCUAUAGAAGAGUCAAUUCUCAGGAGAAUGGCCAGCUUAGUGAGAUCAAUUUGCAAGUUCAGAUGAGUGAGGCGGCUGAAGCAUUUAUAAAUCAGAAGAUCGUUAAAGGAAAAUACCAUGGCAGAGAUCAGGCGAGCAACCAAUCUAAACAUUUCUUGGAUGCAUUAGAAAUAUUAAAUUCCAAUAAGGAAUUAUUCAUGAAGCUGCUACAUGAUCCAAAUUCUCUGUUAGUGAAACAUAUCCAAGAUUUGCGUGAUUCCCAGGCGAAAAAUCAGGAGACUAAAUUGUCAGAAACUUGUGAUAGAUUCCCAUCCAAGGGAAGUGUUGAUCCUCAACCUUCAAACAGAAUUUUACUUCCGAAGUCUGGCAGCUCUGGCUCAACAUACAUGCAAAACAGUGCAGGUGAGACCGGAGAUUUCUCUUCUCCACAGUCCCUUUAUAGCUUGAGAGAUAGAGCACAGAGUGGUAAACCUGCAUAUUUUUCCUUUGAGCAUAUGAAAAGGAAGUUGAGACAUGCUAUUGGGUUAAGCAGAAAAGGGAAGCCCUUGUUGUCAACAGUUACACUACAUAAAUCUUCGAGGGACAAUCAGGGUUUGGGAGAUGGCAAUAAAGAAAAUGAUUUGGGGGUUACAGGAAGCAACUCACCCUGUAAAAUCUGUCUUGGUUCCAUUGACAACAAGACGGGAGACAAAGUGGGCAAGGUGAAAGAUUUUGACUCAGGUACUAGACAAAAAAAUGCCUUAAAAAGUGGAACUAGCCAUGAAAACUCGAAAUUGUCCAUUGUCAGGCAUCCUAAACAAAGCGAAUUGAAUAUGUAUAUGGAGUCUAGGCAACAUCUCCCUGAGGUCUUAAGGAAUAGAAAUGAGAUUCUUUUAAGAAAACAGUUUUCAAGAACCCUGGACAGGAUUAUUUCUUUCCCUGAGUACCACUUCUUCUCUGCACUGAGUCCUGGAAGACAUCAAGAACAUGGCUCCAUUGCUGCACGAAUGAGAUUCUCUCCUUUUAGCAAUCAUCAAAUGGUCAGUCAGAAGAGAAAGAUGCUUCAGGGAGGAAAUAAAAACAGCCACUUAAGUUCACUCAGGCAGAUUGCAGAGGUUCCAUCAUGGACUGAUGGCAAGAGACUUACCAACCAAUCACAAACCUUUGAUACAAAGUCUAAUAUCUCUCAGAAUCAUCAUUCUGAUAUCAAAUUGCAUGAAUGUGUAUCUUCUGCAGACUACACUUCGAGUGCUAUCGGUUCUAUGAAGGUUGUAGAAACAUAUAAUACUAUAAAAGCAAGAAAAGUUAGUUCUUUGGGAGCCUUAGAACCAAAUGUGCCAAAUCAUGCUGGUGCAGAUCAGAAUGCUGUUUUAGCCAACACAGUUGAAGAAAACAGUCUGGAGUGCGCAAAAUUGGAUUCACCAGAGGAAAGUUGUACAUCAGUGUCUCCAGAAGACGUUUAUACUUCAAGUCCCUUGAGCAGUAAGAGUUUAGAAAAUUCUGCUGCCACGAAAGAUAAAGCAGAGCAUCAAAGUCCGGUAUCUGUUCUCGAGAAAUUUGUUGAAGAUAUCAGCUCUCCAAGCACCAUAUCUCAGCCUGCUGAGCUAGCAGUCGAGCCAAAACAAAUUAAUUACGAAGAACAAUGUUCUGCUGCUGUCAUGAUGUCUCCUGUGGAUUUGAAGAUAAACUCAAGUAAUGUGAUAAAUGAGCAUGAACCCAUGUGCAAGUAUAUGAGGGCAGUGUUGGAAGCUGCUGGUAUAAAUUGGGAUGAACUUUCAAUAAAGAGCCAUUCAUCAGACCAACUUCUUGAUCCGUCCUUGUUUGAUGAAGUGGAGUUAUUGCCUAAUGAAUUUUGUGUGGAUCAUAUGCUCCUCUGCGACUAUAUUAAUGAAGUCCUUGGAGAGUUAUGCCUGAGUUAUUUCAGUUGCUCCCCAUGGCUAUCAUUUGCCAAACAAAUCCGACCAGCAAAAAAUAUGGUUUAUGAGGUGAUGAAAUGUGUUGACUGGAACCUUCUCGCGCAGCAGUCGACUCCAACAUUGGAUCAACUUGUUGAAAAGGACUUGGCAAGACCUGGAACAUGGAUUAAUAUCCGAAUUGAGGCCGAAGAAACAGUUAAUGAAAUGGUAGAAAGUCUCUUAGAAGAACUGACACUGGAAACUGCAAUCCAUCUGAGUAUUUGAAGCCUUACAUUUUUGUUCAAUGAGCUUUCAUCUGAAUUGCACAGAGCAGUUUGCAACACAGGUUUCCUUAUACCUGAAAUGCAGCACC